UUCAAAACACAAAAGUUUGUCACGUGAUAAAAUUAAGCACAUUUCCUUUUCUCGUCACCACCAUAAAGACGAAGAUGACUGCCCCAUCAACGCCAGCAGUUGUGCAAAAAGCUGUUGUUAAACAGGUGUUAUCAGGUGAUACAGUAGUGUUAAGAGGUCAGCCUAAAGGUGGUCCACCACCUGAACGGACUGUUUGCCUUUCAAAUAUAACAGCUCCUAAAUUAGCAAGAAGAGCCAAUCCCAAUGUUGAAAGUUCAACAGAGACUAAAGAUGAACCAUGGGCAUGGGAGGCUCGUGAGUAUCUUCGCAAAAAACUAGUGGGCAAGGAAGUUGUUUUCACUGUUGAAUAUAAAGUUCCAGGAACUGGCAGGGAAUAUGGGGUUAUCUAUCUUGGAAAAGAUACCAAUGGAGAGAAUGUCACAGAAUCUUUGAUUGCAGAGGGUUUAGUUGAUGUUAGGAAAACUGGAUUGAAAAAUGACGACCCAGCCCAGCAAAGGUUAGCACAGCUUGAAGAAGCAGCUCGGGCAGCCGGCAAAGGCAAGCAUGCAGAGGGUGAAGCAUCUAAGCACGUACGAGACAUCAAGUGGGUCAUUGAUAAUCCACGUCAUUUUGUUGAUUCCCACCACAAUAAGCCAAUAGAUGCUGUUAUUGAGCAUGUUAGAGAUGGCUGCACUGUGAGGGCCUUCCUGUUACCCACAUUUGAAUAUGUCACUGUCAUGUUGGCUGGGAUCAAGUGUCCCAUGAACAAGCAAGAUGCUGAUGGAAAACAAGUUCCAGAACCUUUCAUGGAAGAAGCUAAAUUUUUCACAGAGUCUCGGUUGCUUCAGAAGGAUGUGAAAAUUAUUUUGGAAGGUGUCUCAAAUCAAAAUUUACUCGGAACUGUCAUGCACCCAAAUGGCAACAUUACAGAGUUUUUAUUAAAAGAAGGUUUUGCUCGCUGUGUAGACUGGUCUAUGGGGGUUGUUACUCAGGGUGCUGAUAAACUUAGAGCUGCUGAAAAAAUAGCCAAAGAUAAAAAGCUGAGGAUAUGGAAAGACUAUAAGCCUUCUGAAUCCUCUGUCAAUAUUAAAGACAAGUCAUUUAGCGGAAAGGUUGUUGAAGUUGUAAAUGGAGAUGGCCUUGUGGUAAAAUUAGAAAACAGCUUCAAAAAAAUAUUUCUUGCCAGCAUUAGACCACCUAGGCAAGCUGAAUCACAAGGGGACGCUCCAGUAAAAGAAAACAGUAAUAAGAGAGCAAGACCUCUGUAUGACAUUCCUUACAUGUUUGAAGCUCGAGAAUUCCUUAGGAAAAAACUGAUUGGGAAGAAGGUGAAUGUUGAAGUUGAUUACAUUCAACCACCAAAUCAAGGAUUUGCUGAAAAAACCUGUUGUACUGUUACCAUAGGAGGAAUCAAUGUUGCGGAGGCGCUUGUCAGCAAAGGUCUGGCUACAGUGAUUCGAUAUCGUCAGGAUGAUGACCAGAGGUCCUCACACUAUGAUGAACUGUUGGCUGCUGAAGCAAGGGCUGUUAAGAAAGGAGUGGGGCUACACAGUAAGAAAGAAGCUCCGAUCCACAGGGUAGCUGAUGUUUCAGGGGAUGUUCCAAAAGCCAAACAGUUUUUACCAUUUUUACAACGAGCUGGAAAAUCAGAAGCUGUUGUUGAAUUUAUUGCUAGUGGAUCUAGGUUAAGAUUGUAUCUACCCAAGGAAACCUGCCUCAUCACAUUACUUAUCUCAGGAAUUGAGUGUCCUAAAGGAGCCAGAGGUCUUCCAAGUGGUCAGAAUAUUCAGGCUGAACCAUUUGGUGAGGAGGCCUUGUUGUUUACCAAAGAAAUGUGUCUUCAAAGAGAGGUGGAAGUAGAAGUUGAAGGCAUUGACAAAGGUGGCAACUUUAUAGGCUGGUUGUAUGUUGAUGGGGUCAAUUUGUCUGUUGCUUUGGUAGAAGCUGGUCUUGCCAAGGUCCAUUUCACUGCAGAAAAAAGCUCUUGCUACAAAACUUUACUGGAGAAAGAAGCCAAGGCUAAAGAAGAAAAAUUAAAAAUAUGGGCAGAUUAUGUGGAAGAAAAAGAAGUGAAAAUAGAAGAGGAGCCAGCAGAAAGAAAGAUCAGCUAUAGGAAAGUUAUUGUCACAGAAGUCACAAAUGAACUUACUUUUUACGUUCAGAAUGUUGAUAAUGGGUCUUUGCUUGAGAAGCUGAUGGAUGAUUUGAGACAAGAGAUGGAAUCAAACCCACCACUACCUGGAUCCUAUGUGGCUAAAAAGGGAGAUCUGUGCACUGCCCGCUUUUCAGAUGAUAACCAGUGGUACAGAGCUAAAAUUGAAAAAAUAGAAGGCAGUACCGCAACAGUACUUUUUAUUGAUUAUGGAAAUAGAGAGAAGACCCCAGUUUCUGGUUUGUGUGCAUUACCAUCAAACUUCAGGACAUUACCUCCACAAGCCACUGAGUAUUCUCUAGCAUGUGUCACUGUUCCCAAUGAUGAAGAAGCCAAGCAAGAUGCAGUUGAUGCUCUCUACAAUGACAUAAUAAACAAGACAAUGCUGUUGAACAUUGAGUAUCGUGGAAGCCCAGAUUUUGUGUCAUUGAAACACUCAGACACAGAAGAUGAUGUGGCCACAGGGUUGGUGACUGAGGGUUACAUGACAGUUGAAGCACGCAAAGAGAAGAGACUCUCCAAGUUGGUUUCUGAGUACCAGAAGGCCCAGGAGGAAGCUAAAAGAUUGAGGAAAAACCUGUGGCGUUACGGAGAUUUCCGAGAAGAUGAAGCCAGAGAGUUUGGGUAUACCCGCUAGUGGUGGGAAAAAUCUAUGCUAACACGAGUUCAUUCUAGUUUUCUAAUUUGUCUGUGUUGUUGCUAGUUCAUUAUGCAGUCAGUUCAACACCAUUCAGCAAUUUGUACAACCACACUGCCAGCUCCCCAUGGAAAUCAGUUGAUGGGCUGUGUACUGAGCUUAGAACAAUGUAGACUGAUGUCUCCUACACAAGUACUCGCUAGGCAUUUUAAUUAAUUUAUAAUAGAGCCAUCUUCCUACUCUAUUACUUUAAAUAGAGCAAUGCAGUCAGAAAAUCUUUAUUUAUUCAUGUAUCCCUAUUGUCCUCCCUACGGAGGUUUCCUCCAGUGUAAGACCUUUUUGGUUGUUUGCCCAGGACAUAAAUUUGGUGAGGAGUGUAACCUUUGACAUUGUUUAUGUUGACUCAAAGGAAUGCAGCAUUGUUGUUAAGUUUUCUUGUGCAAAUGUGUAGAAAGUUUGUUCCAAUCAACUUACUUUAUGGAUCUCUUGCUGAAACCUAUUGACAUGUUUUCUGACUGUAUUCUGCACUCAAAUGGUUAAGGGAAUCAAAAGUUUUAGCACAGCUAACUAACGAGAGCAUGCAUUUUUCAUGUUUUAUCUUUAAGUAUACAUGCAACUGUGAGAUGUUUUAAUUGUAAAAAAAUAUUGCAUUUAGAUUUUUCUUUUGACAGGAUCAAAAAUAAAUACACUUGUUUUGCCAAAUAAAUCUGUGCUGAAACUAAA
This is a messenger RNA of Physella acuta, 3491 nucleotides long. Its product is annotated as staphylococcal nuclease domain-containing protein 1. Gene Ontology annotation, cellular component: nucleus; cytosol; RNAi effector complex. Gene Ontology annotation, biological process: mRNA catabolic process; regulatory ncRNA-mediated gene silencing. Lineage: Eukaryota; Metazoa; Mollusca; Gastropoda; Physidae. The record is from RefSeq and is a predicted model, not a curated record. Gene Ontology annotation, molecular function: nuclease activity; RNA binding.